GUGUUAACUCUUGAAGGUCAUUCUUUGGCGCGCUGACGUGCAUGCGGUAUUCACAGUAACGUUGACAAAAUGGCCAGCGAGCGUGCGAUCGUUAAUGGGGAUAACGAUGUCAUCCCUCGUAAAAUGUCUAGAAUGGAUGAGAAAAAGCCAGUAACAGUUGUCUUAGGAACACAAUGGGGAGACGAAGGAAAAGGAAAGGUUGUCGAUAUGUUAGCAACAAAAGCUGACAUUUGCUGCCGGUGUCAGGGAGGUAACAAUGCAGGACAUUCUGUUCAUGUUAAUGGAAAACAGUUUGCUUUCCAUCUUCUACCUAGUGGCAUUGUCAACCCCAGCUGUACGGCAGUCAUAGGUAACGGGGUGGUUGUACAUCUACCACAGCUUUUUCAUGAGAUAGAGGCGAAUAAACAUGGCCUUGAUAACUGGAAGGAACGCCUUGUCAUCUCGGAUCGUUGCCAUUUAGUGUUUGACCUUCACCAGCAAGUAGAUGGUCUGCAGGAGAGUGGUCGUGGAAAACAAGUCGGUAGAAUGAUUGGGACCACUAAAAAAGGUAUUGGACCAGUAUAUUCUUCGAAGGCAACAAGAAAUGGACUUCGAAUGUGUGAUCUUAUGGGGAACUUUGAUCUCUUCUCAGAAAAAUUUCACAAUCUUGUGGAUCAGUACCGCCGUAUCUUUCCUGAUCUGGUGGUGGACAUUGAGCAAGAGCUGGAAGUGUAUAAAGAACUGAGAGAGAGAGUUCGUCCACUGGUGAGGGAGACUGUCAGUUAUCUGUCCUUUGCCAUCAAGACUGGAAAAAGCUUGCUUGUUGAAGGAGCGCAGUCCACUAUAUUGGAUAUUGACUUUGGUCUGUACCCAUAUGUGACAUCGUCCAACUGCAGUAUUGGUGGUGUGUGCACUGGUUUAGGGAUACCUCCUCAUGUCAUUGGGGAUGUCAUUGGUGUGGUUAAAGCAUACCUUACUCGAGUAGGCUCUGGUGGUUUCCCAACAGAGCUGGACAAUGAAGAUGGUGAGCGUUUGUUGAAUGGUGGACAUGAGUAUGGAACUACAACAGGCCGUCCACGACGCUGUGGAUGGUUGGACUUGGUCAUGCUGUCUUACUCAAAAAUGAUCAAUGGGUUUACAGCAUUGGCAGUAACCAAGCUGGACAUUCUUGAUGUGUUUGAUGAGAUCAAAGUGGGCAUAGCUUAUCAUCUUGAUGGCAAGAAGGUGGAGACCUUUCCAGCAUCUGAUGAGGACCUUCAGAAAGUUAAAGUUGAGUAUAGCGUGCUUCCUGGCUGGAAAGAAAAGACAGAAAAUGCACGAAAGUUCUCUGAGCUGCCGCUGAAUGCCCAAAAGUAUGUUGAGUUCAUUCAGGACUACCUUCAUGUUCCAGUGCGAUGGAUUGGUGUUGGCAAGGACCGUGACUCUAUGAUUGAAGUGUUUUGAUUAUUUCUGGUAUUGGUUUAAAGCAAUACUGCUGUUGAAAGAUAAUUUUGUAUUGUACAUAAUAUGCUUGUAAAUUGUUGCUGUUUCAACAGCUUUGGGAUUUUUGUGAUAUUUGAAACCUGUGGUUUAUCUUUAUUCUCUUUUUGUUUACUCAGUCUUGUUCACAUCUCAAAAAAAAAGUCUCAAAUUAGGGGGGAAAAAAAUACCCUCUUAGCUCAUCUUUGACAUAGGCUUUUUUCUAUCAUAGUGAGAGUGUGUGUUUUUAGCAGUGUGGUCAAAAUCAGUUCAGUGGUCACCAGAAUCUGUUUUGUUUGCUCCAUGUAUUUUGUACUUUUUCUGAGGACUUAAAAUGUUUUGUGGUGAUUUAAGAUUUUCUUGUGUUGGCCUUUAAAAUUUCUCUCAUGUUUUUAAUAAGAAAACCAUUUUUGAACCGUUGUGGGAAUGCACCUUUAGUCAUGGUGCAAGGUGUUGAAUAUCCAUUACUCAUAAACGGAUGUGCACAAGAAUGAUUUCUAUAGCACUUUUUCCUGCUAUCAAGUGCUUUGCCAAAUUAAGAACAAAUAAUAAUAAUGUGCCAAAGUGAUCAAUUGUAGUACAAAGAAAGUACAUGUAUUAAUGAUGGUGCAAGUAAGAAAUUUCAUGGAGCAAGAGGCAGUAGAAAUACUUCUCAUCAGGUGUGCACCCAUCAGUCCUACACAGCACGGAGUGUAGUGACGAAUUACAUAUCCUGUAGAUGAGAAAAUGUGAAGACUGCAAGAUCCAUAAAUAGGGAACAAAAGGUUAUUACGCAGAGAAAUGGAGACAAGUAAUCAUAUAAAGCAGAAAACUGCAGACAAGAUGACGGAAGUUCUUGGUGCAGGCAUACAACAAUCUAAAACAGAAGUAUACGGUACAACAAAAGAUACAAAACACCAGGGACGAGACCAAAAAACAGCACCUCAAGCCAGUGGUGAGAAGAGACAUCACUCUUAUUGAUGCGUGAUCAAUUUACAAGCAUGCUACCAGUCUUUCAAAUUACAUGUGGUAAACCAAGUAUGUAAGCAUGUAAAAUUUUGGUCUAAAGGGCAUGCAUAGUACUUCUGCUGGUGUAUAUACUGGCCUAGAUGUAAAAAUAAAUAAAUGAAUUACAGAACACCUUUUGGAGUGUAUUGUCACCUGAACGCUUCUUUUAUGAUAAAAGCACGUAGAUGUCAAGAAAUGAUAUUCAAUCUCAUGUUGCAGUUGAAUCUCGUUCAUUCACCAUUUAAAAGAAAAAUCUGGCAUUCUUAAUUUACGGGAUAAUAAAGGUUUUGUUUGCUCUGUACCCAUUCAGUUUCCACAUGUGCCUUUGAAUCAAGUCUCUGGUUUUAAUUUUGCCAAGAAUAUUGACUGGACAAACUUCCUCUGCCUACCCAGCAGAUUGCAACUUUAUUUUUACCAUUAUGUUUUGGCACCGAUCUGUUCCACAUGUGUAAACAUCCCAAUGUGAUUGCCAAUAAUCAAGCCUUGACCCCUACUGAGCACUUUUUUCCUGCUCAUUAAUUCUGUCAUAAAAACCUGCACCUAAAAAAUUAAAGUUAGACACCACUGUGUUAAAAAUAUUGCCUUUACCUUUUUUUUUCACCUUAAUUUUGCAUUUAAAUUAACAGUUUUGUUUGCUGUGAGUCUGUAGCACCUAAGCUUUUGGGCCUCGUGAAGAUAAGAAUUUCAAAUAAUAUGAAUUUAUUCAGAAGCUUACUUUAUAAUCCAAAAGAGAACUUGAGAAACCAGUACAGUAUUUGUUAAAUAGAUUACCUUAGUAAUGAAAUGCAGCUGCAAUCAAAUCAGGUUAAUUCUCAUUGCCUGCUUUAUCAGCAACAUUGCACAGGGUGUUGCUGACAAAAGUCCUUUUUAUUUUAUUUUUGUUAAGAAAAUUUAACCCUAGUAAACUUUUGGAAAUAAAUACUAGAUCAAAUUUUUUAAAUAACAAGACUAAUGAUUAGGAUAUGUGUAAAAAUAUGCAAAAUUUAAAUAUGGAGUGUUGUAAUACAAAAAUAUAGGGGCCAAGUUGGCAUAUAAUGUACACAACAGAGCUGCAGUUUAUUUUAUGUCUUACGCAGCAAACCAGUCUGUUAACAUCCUUUCGAGAAUGUACAAAUUGUCUUGCAUGACAAAGUUAUGAACAAAGAACAUUUAUAUUUUUAUUAACUUUACAGUUAGGACUAAAAGAUUCCUCUACUCGCCCCCUCUAGGUAAAUUAUGUUAUUAGAAUUAAGACAAGAAAAUUUUAUUUACUGAUUUGUUUUAUUUCCCAAGGGAUGAUGUGACAUCCUGUAAUACUAGUCUCUGCUUGCAUUAUUAUGUUUCAGUAUUUCCAUCAUUGCUUAGUUUUUUUUUUAAAGGAGAUGGGGUGUGCAGAAUCUGCAUCUGAUUUGUGGAGUGACUUGUAUCUAGUGACAUUUAGUUCUCACCUUAUUAAGAAGUCUUUGAAAUGUUUUGUUUCCAUAAAUGGAAAUGCGUUGCAUGAUACUUUUGAAGUGUGUAUUUGCUGUGGUCAUUCUCAGGGGGGUUUAACUUAUGUCUAAUUAAACUAAAAAGAAAAUGUACUAAGUUCAGUGGUGUGUUCUGCUGAUCACCUCCCAUUUUGUAGGUACCUUGAAAGUUUCUCUGUGUGUGAGUUGCAAUCCUAUGUAAUAGUAUGACAGACUGCAAAAAUAAAACUACAUUUAUUCUGUU
Pomacea canaliculata is the source of this 4116-nucleotide messenger RNA. RefSeq names its product adenylosuccinate synthetase isozyme 2-like. The record is from RefSeq and is a predicted model, not a curated record. Gene Ontology annotation, molecular function: adenylosuccinate synthase activity; GTP binding. Gene Ontology annotation, cellular component: cytoplasm. The transcript has 14 exons. The coding region runs from base 70 to 1422 and encodes 450 amino acids. Gene Ontology annotation, biological process: IMP metabolic process; 'de novo' AMP biosynthetic process. Lineage: Eukaryota; Metazoa; Mollusca; Gastropoda; Architaenioglossa; Ampullariidae.